This is a messenger RNA of Carcharodon carcharias (great white shark), 2157 nucleotides long. Its product is annotated as NXPE family member 3-like. The coding region runs from base 1 to 2157 and encodes 718 amino acids. The record is from RefSeq and is a predicted model, not a curated record. NCBI's taxonomy places the organism in Eukaryota, Metazoa, Chordata, Chondrichthyes, Lamniformes, Lamnidae. The transcript is spliced from 7 exons.
AUGCGCCUCCACGUCAAUUACGUGGGACCCUUCUUGGGCACAAUCUUCCUUUUACUGCUCGCCACCCGCUUCAAAUGGAUGCAUGUCUAUGAUGUCCGGUCGCCCACGUCAGCUGCCGCCAUAGAUCGUUUGCGGCAGAGUUUUGCAGUGCAUCAAUCUCCCAGCUCCAGAAAAGUGGUAGCAAUUUACGAAGCUAUUCUGCUUUUCAAUAAGUACAGUAAAAGUCACCGUGUAAAUCUUGUAAGCCUGAACCUCGGCAAGUCGCAGCACUUGUAUCUGCCCGUGGAUUCGAAAUCCCUCAAGAGCCCUCAAUUUAGAACUAACCUCAGAAUUCCCUCCAAAAAUUGCUCCAACUCGGACUGCCUCAAUGACAGGGGGAGACCACAAGUAAGAACCACCGGAAAGAGGAGCAAAGAGAAGCCUGACACAGCAAUAAAAGUGCUGUGGCAGGCUUCACGUAGUGAGGGCUUGGGAGUAGCUCUGGAGAGUGAAAGGCAGUGGAAAGUUGGUGACAAAGUGCUGUGGGCCUUUGGGGCAAAGCUUAAUAAAUAUGCAAUCUCUGGAUCAGAGCUAAAUAGGAAGAGAUACCAAGGUCUGAAGUCAAUUAAGAAACAAAUUAAGAAAGAAUGGACUCCUUGGACACAGAGACUGUUGCGAUGUGGCUACCAGAUUCACAGCUUCACCCCCGAGGAAAGGUCAGAGGGGACAAUCCUUAUGAAAAUGAUUGAAUGGCCAAAACCACCCAACCCUGCUGUGCCCUUUCAGAAAAGCAGCGACCCAGCACAUGUCCGCUUUGUAAUUUUAAAUUCUACAAAGACUUUCUACGUUGGGGAUCAGUUACAAGUGAUGCUGCAAAUGAUUGAUUUUGAAGGCCACCCAAAGCAAUAUGGGGGUGACUAUCUCCAAGGCUGGAUCCACACCCCAGAUUUAAAAGCUGGUUCAGCAGGAACAGUUGUAGAUAACCAAAAUGGAUUUUACUAUAUAAAUUUUAAUUUAUCUUGGCCAGGGAAAGUUGAAGUGUCUGUUUCCCUCGUUCAUCCCAGUGAAGGGAUCCAAGUGCUUGAAAGACUACGUAAGGAACAACCAAAUAGAGUGUAUUUUCAAAGUGCAUUUGAACAUGGGGAUACUUCAGAGAUCACUGUAUGUAAUCUUUGUUUGCCACAAACUGAAUCACUUUGUAACUUUACUGAUCUCAGGACCGGAGAGCCCUGGUUCUGUUACAAACCAAAGAAGCUUCCCUGCUCUGCUCGUAUCAACCAUGCAAUGGGAGGUUAUGAGCAGAUACUCUUUAUAGGUGAAGAAGGACUUUACUUCCAAAGAAAAUUAAACAUCAAAAAGCCCAUAAUGCCCAGCGGUCCAGGUUAUGUAAUUGUAAAGCCUUCACCUAGAGCAGGUAAAAGACUCAAAAAAUGUGUCCCUGGAAAACCUCUGCUUUCACCAUCUGGAUUUUAUUAUCAGGACCAAUGGAUGUCAACAAAUUGUAACAUUCGGCGUUUCGACACACCUGCCAGUGUCACAGGUUGUCUCAGUGGAAAAAAUGUUUACAUUUUUGGUGAUUCCACUAUACGCCAGUGGUUUGGAUAUUUAACAGAAUUUGCACCAGGUCUUAGAAAGUUGAACGAUGUCAAGAAUAUAGUUAUCAGACCUUACUUCUCUGUGGAUGUGGCAAACAAUAUCAGCAUGGAAUAUUAUGCCCAUGGCACACCGAUCCGAAUCAGCCCCAUUUUGAAUCAGGAUUUACCAUUCAUUGCAAAUAAACUGGAUGAGAUUAAAGGAGGAAAGAGCACCAUUAUAGCUCUCACCAUAUGGUGUCAUUUCAACACUUUUCCAGUUGAAACAUACAUCCGAAGGCUCCAGAACAUCCGUAGGUCAAUUCUACGAUUGCUGGACAGGAGUCCAGACACACUGGUUGUAAUAAAGGCUGCCAAUGUCCAGGCCCUUCCACAGGACUUCAGUCUCUACAACAGUGACUGGUAUUCCUAUCAACUAGAUUUAGUGAUGAGAAAGAUGUUUGAGGGUGUCAAUGUUACAUUUGUGGAUGCCUGGGAGAUGACAAUAGCACAUUACCUGCCACACAAUAUACACCCCGAGCCAGUAAUUAUAAAGAAUGAAGUAGAUGUGUUUCUUUCAUAUGUGUGUCCUUUGCAAAAGGGUUAA